AUGUUGUCAGGGCCAGCUGAAGAUAAAGCGAAACAUGACGAAGAACGGCUCACACCUGCAAAAAUGAUUGAAAAUGUUCAGAAACGUGAAGAACAGUGCAUUCAUGGCACCGGAGAAACCGGCAAACCGAUCUCCUACGGUGAAGAUAAACCGGCCGCAGAACUGCUGGAUAAAGUGAUGCAAAGAGAAGGAAUGGCUCUUCACGGGAAUGGAGGUGUUUUAUCCUCGUUUUUCUACACAUUUAUCUGCUACAGCUUAUGUGCCAUCACAAGACUCAGAAGUAUGGACUUUUUGGCUGUCGCUUUGGAUUCACUAGAAAAGAAUCGUUUGGAAGAAUUGAAAGAGUUGGUGACUAAAGCUAAUUGUCGUACAUUGGACACUAUAUUCAUGGAUCUAUUUCGCGCUUUAGUGACUAGAUAUGACGAACUGGUUGAUGCAGGAGAGAAUGUCGAAUUAUUGACUGACUCGAUUCUGUAUAUAGUAGAAAAUUCUGGUGUUAAAGUGAAAGAAAUGUGUAAAGAAGAGUUGAGAGAUGAUAUUCCACGAUCUUUUCUAAAGAAGCAUGUUCAGAAGCAGUUAUUUAAUGAGGAUAUUUCGCGUGAAUGCAUCACGAAUGCUUGUCACCUUUUCAUUAGGCUUUUUAAAUUGUGUGAAUGUAAGGAUGCGAAUCAAAUAGAAAUAUUAUUGAAUGAAGUGUUGUCUUGUUUAUUGAAUCGAAACGGGAAUGCUGAACUUGAUUCGCUUAUUGACGCAUCUGCUGAGCUGUAUUCUGCACUCGGACAAAAUCCGAUUAGCAGUUGCGUAUUAAUUGCGAAUUCACAGAAUAACAUCAGCAACACAAAGCCAUUAAUAUCACUCGUUUAUUCACCUGAAUACCGCUUCGAAUUGUGUUUGCCAGCAUUGAAGCGUUCAUUACUGAGCAAUACAACAGCAUGUUUAUCAAACGCAAACAAUAUCUCGUUGAUAAUCGACAUCCUUCAAGGAUUCAUUCCUGCUAUCCCUGAACGCUCUUUAUCGAGACAUCAGUUGCCGUUGUUCAUGGACUUUUUUAGUGGAUUGAUUUGUUUAUGUGAAAAGGUGAUCAUAAAUGAGAGAUUACAUGAAAAAUGUGUGAAAAGUUUUGUUGACUCAUUGGAACGUUUCGAGCCAGUCGCUCAGUUGAUCAUUGUACGCCAACUUAUUCGACUUGUCAAAUUCAAUAAAAUAAAGUUGGUAAUGGAAAGUCAAAUAUUGGGAUGGCUCAUUGACUUGAUCCGUUUUCGGUUGAGGAAAUAUCCCGUGUUCGCGGAUGAAUUGGGCUUUAUUUGGGCUGAUCUUGCGGAUAUACGCUAUCCUGAAUUACAUCUAUCUACACACUUCUAUACGGCCGUUCUUGUUUUAGCACAGUAUCAAGCAUUAUUCCGUAUCAAUAAAAGUUUAUUGAAAGACGUGAAAUUAAAGGUUUUAGAAACAUUACAGAAACAAUUAGCUGAUUGGACAGCGUUGAUUAGGAGAGGUGAUGGUGACAAUGAUAAUUAUAAGGAUGUCGAUCGUGAAGCGGCACUUCAUUUUCUGCAAUUUUCAUUAACAGAAACUUUUAAUUUUGUGAAUAAGUUCGUGAAUGAAUUAUGA
Messenger RNA from Anisakis simplex (herring worm), 1611 nucleotides. NCBI's taxonomy places the organism in Eukaryota, Metazoa, Nematoda, Chromadorea, Rhabditida, Anisakidae. The record is from the annotation of a GenBank genome assembly.